Molecule: messenger RNA, 2205 nt
Organism: Rangifer tarandus platyrhynchus (Svalbard reindeer)
Lineage: Eukaryota; Metazoa; Chordata; Mammalia; Artiodactyla; Cervidae
Source: the annotation of a GenBank genome assembly
AUGAAUUUCCUCAAGACUGAAGAGGAUACGUCAUUCAGUGCUACAGGAAAUGACCAGAGUACCAGACCUGAAGCAGCAAAGGGUACUGUCAUGGAGGAGGCAUGUUCUGGCACGCCUGUUGAUCAGUCUCUGUCUGAUACACGAGAAUGUAACAGCACCAUUAAAGUUAAAAGUGAAGUCAGCAAGCAUGAAACAUCCUCUGAACGACAGAACCCACACAUGAGCACCAUUGAGAAAUGUCAUUUCACCUUUAGUUUGAAAGAACACUCCAGGAAGUCAGACCGUAGUGUAUUUACAGCAGUUGGUGGACCCAAUGAGAAUAUCUAUUCAGUUCUGAGUGCUCAUGACCAUUUCAGUGAAAGGUUGGAGAAACAUGUAAAUAAGAACAUCAUUGCUUAUGAAGAAAAAAUAAUAGACGCAUAUAUAAAUUUAGGAAUGCCUCUCAGAUGCCUACCUAGUGGUUCCCAUUUGAAAAUAACAUUUGGUCAAAAAAGGAGUAACCAGGAAGAUGAUCAGUUAUUACGCCCAUGUAAAAAUCCAGAUGUUGAAUGCAUUCUUUUUCACGUUUUUGCUAUUGGGAAGACCAUAAAGAAUAUUCUUAAGAUUAAGGAACUUCAUGAACAAGGAACUACACUUUAUGUCUAUGCCUUGAAGGGUGAGACUAUCAAAGAAGCCCUUUGCAAUGAUGGCCGAUUUCGCUCAGACCUAGACACAUUUGAAUGGAGAGUAAUAGAAGAUAACAAGAAAAUUUAUGGAAAAAAGUCCAUGGUGGAUGAAGUAUCUGGAAAAAUCUUAGAAUUGGACAUUCUUAAAAAACUGUCUAUCAAGAAACGUACCCAUAAAAAAAUUAAACCAGAAGAUGAAAAUGCCACUGAAGAUAUCAGUCCACAGGCUUUAACACAGUCUAAGACCAAAGUCCUUGAACCAGAGAAAGAUGGAGAAACUGAAGAUGUAGAACACAACAGAGAAAAAAUUCUACCAUCUCAGAGUCUAAGGCUUGAUACUAAACGUAAGACAUACUGGUCCUUUUCCAAAGUUAAACAUUACGGUAGUAAAUAUAAACGUUAUAGGAGAAAAAUCCCACCAGUUAGGCGAAGGCUCUCUCCAGAUAGGCAGUAUGCUAUUCAGGAAAUCCAAAGGGAGACAACUGAUCUCUGGGUAAAUAAUUUACAAAUAUUGAACAAAGUUAUGAUGCAUCAGUAUCCAAAUUUUAAUAAAGAGGCACUUCAGAUAAGAAAGUAUUUUCAGGAAGAACAGAAGAGAUUACAACUGUCAGUGUCUAAACAAUUCAGCAUGUAUAAAGAGCACUUUGGAAAAGUGACUGAAAAUUCUACUUCAGUUGCAAUCUGUGAACGUCUGAUUCAUCUUAGUAAGUCAGUUGGGCUCUUGAAAUGGGACAAUAAUGGAAACAAAGGCAGUGGUACUUGCUUUGUUUUCAACAAUAAUAUUAUUUUUACCUGUAGACAUGUUUUUCAUCUCAUCGUGGGAGAAGGUACAGAUCCAAAGUCAUGGCGAGAUAUAAUAAGCACAUGUGCAAAGGUCACUUUUGCUUUUAAAGAGUUCUGCCCUAAGGAUGAUGAUUGGUUUUCCAUCAAGCCAUGGUUUGUGGUGUCUGAUGAAAGUCUAGAUUAUGCCAUUUUAAAACUAAGUGAAAAUGGAAAUGGAUUUCCUCCAGGCCUAUCAAAACAGAUUUUGCCUCAACCAUCCAAUGGUUUACUUUAUUUAAUUGGUCACCCAGAAGGCCAGAUCAAGAAAAUAGAUGGUUGUUAUGUGAUUUCUCUAGAGCAACGGUUAGAGAGGUACAAAGAACAUUAUCCAGAUGGGGUAGUACCAGGAUCCCAUUCAGACAUUUAUAAUGCUCUCCCUAUGUUUACCCAGAAAAGUUUCCUGUCAGAGGUCUGGAGCACUGACACACUUAGUUAUGAUACUUAUUUUUCUACUGGGGCCUCUGGCUCCCCAGUGUUUGACGCGUCUGGCAGGUUGGUUGCUAUGCACUCCUUUGGACAUUUUUAUAGCCGUGGAAAAAAGGCUUAUGCCCUUAUUGAAUAUGGCUAUUCUAUGGAAUCUAUUCUUCGUGAUAUUAAACAGAAAGAUGAGAAGUUGUACAUAUCAUUAAAAGAAGAGAAAAAUGAGAGCCACAAUGAAGAGAACAAUAAACAAGAAUUGUCACUUCAAGAUCAUGAGAUUGAAUUCAUGCAAUAUUAA